Messenger RNA from Anneissia japonica, 744 nucleotides. RefSeq names its product hyalin-like. NCBI's taxonomy places the organism in Eukaryota, Metazoa, Echinodermata, Crinoidea, Comatulida, Comatulidae. The coding region runs from base 11 to 493 and encodes 160 amino acids. The transcript is spliced from 2 exons. The record is from RefSeq and is a predicted model, not a curated record.
ACCACCUGAAAUGACAUGUCCAAAUAAUAUGACUGUGGAUACUGAUUUGGGUUCACCAACGGUGGCGCUCGAUUAUUCAAGUUCAAUAAUCAAAAGUGACAACUCAGGUGAAUUAACCAUUUCUCCUGAUCUCAAUAUAACAUUUCCAGUUGAUAUUGGGAUUGGAGCUACCCAUUUCACGUUUACAGCAACAGAUUCGUCGGGAAAUUAUAAGACGUGUACGUUUACGAUAACGGUUCAAGAUACAGAGCAACCUAUACUGACAUGCCCGUCUAACAACACUGUGCUUACAGACAUAGGUGUUGCAUUAGUUGACUAUUCAGGUUCAAUAACGGUUAAUGACAACUCAGGAGAAGUUAUUACCCUCUCGCCUGAUCCAUAUGUAGAGUUUCCAGCAUAUAAUAGAAUUGGAAUACACAACUUUACAUUUACAGCUACGGACUCGUCGGGAAAUUUUGUUAAUUGUACAUUUACAAUAACAGUUGAAAGUUAGUAUAAUCACGACUUGUAUUAUUAAGAAUUGUCUAAGAAUUGAAUGUAUAGGAUGUAUUCUAAUUAAUGUGUUGUCUGUAACAGCUAAUCCAAUUAGCUAACUAGAAGAAUCAUAUAUCUACAGAGUAAAACAAAAAGUUUAACGUAGAUAUGAGCCGCAUAUAGAUAUAGAAAAUACUGAAGUAAAGGUAAAUAUCAGGUAGUAGUAGCGCACUAGAUUUUACAGAAUAUAGACAGUGACUUAACGAUGGG